AUGGAUGCUAUUGGUAAGGCAAGUAUUAAUGAAUUAGACUUUAGGACCCAGUUAGGAACACAGUCAGGACCCGACGACUUUGAAAUUGAAAUUGUGGAUAAUUUGCGAUAAACGUCAAUUUCGCUAAUAAUAAGUUCAGGUGGAAUUUCAGGAUAAUCGAUUUCGUGUUGUAUGCCGACAGGAGUGCUAUAUAAGGGGUCUAGGUGUUUCGUAACAGAGACGAAGGCAGCAUUUAUUUCCAGUCAGCAAGUUCACUGCCGCUGAUAGUCCUGCCUUCCGAGACGAUAGACAGUGGUACUUGCUUUUUAGGGUAGCCUGCUAAUUGUUUAACAGUGUCCCACCAUUUCUUAUUAUUGUUCUUAGAUUUCAACUCAUUUAACUUAGUAUUGAGGAAGGUAGAUUUUAAUCUUUUACACUCUCUAAUACAUUGAUUUCGGAGUUUGCAAUAAUAAUAAUAAUAAAGCCUUUUGCCGCUUUGCAAUAAGAUUUUUGUAGUUGGGGGUUAUCCAAGGUUUAUCGCUGGUAUGCAGCUUGACAGACUUCUUUGGUAGACAAUAGUGCAGUCCGGAUUCAAUGACAUUAUGGAGCAUAUUUAAUUUCGUUUCACAUGACACUGUUUGAUACAAACCCAACCAAUUAACUUGCGUUAGCCAUUCGCUGAAAGCACGUUUUGCACUCACGUUUCCUUGCCGAAUAAUUACUUUCUUAUGCUGGUUCUGUCUGUUAAUCUUUUGUAUGGAAAAUAAUACAGAGUUAUGGUCACUACGACCAAGUGGUGCAAUAAUACUGACUGGGGGACAAAAUGUAAAGCUCAUAGAUUGUGAAAUGUAAAAAAUUAUGAUUAAGUCCUAAAACUGAUUGAAUUUUGAUCUUGUCUUUGAACUGAAUUAUUUUUUUAUCCACUCGGUGUAUUCCAGCAGGUAUCCAGUAUUAUCAUGUGAGCAAAAAGCCUUAACCAAUAUCAGAUUAAACCAUCAUGUUUUUGUUUAUUUUCUAGGUGUGAUUCUGAUGUUGCGGCUACACAUCGUCCUGAACGAAGACGACGGUAUAGCGAGGGAGCAACACGUCGUCCGACCAGGCACGAUGUUCCUUCCUCGGAUGGUAUCGUGGACGCAUCGUAUUGUGAUCCACGUCGAGAGUCUAUACGAGAGGGAACAUAUUCGAUCGUGAACGCUGAGUCGGCUCGUAAUGGAGCAAAAUCGGACGAUACAAGAAUUCCAAGUCAAAUAAAGCGCGAAGGUCGUGCUUCGGUAACAAAACAUGUGAAUGGAAAAAGAACUGCAUUGCAAAAUGGCUGUAGAAUGGACGAUGAAAGCUCUUUUAAUCAAUUCGGUCAACGAGGAACGAGCCAGAGUAAUUAUAAAUCUAUACAGGUAAAGGAUUCGGGUCACGUUGUGUCCGAUGAACAAAGGAAAAUGGCGGAGUCCAAAUGUACGAAGACGGAAGUUGUCAAAGCUGGCAAAACAA
This is a messenger RNA of Paramuricea clavata, 1467 nucleotides long. Lineage: Eukaryota; Metazoa; Cnidaria; Anthozoa; Malacalcyonacea; Plexauridae. The record is from the annotation of a GenBank genome assembly.